UUUGUAAAUCCCCAUGAUUAUAAGUAUAUUUUAAAUGAGCCAGAAGCAUGCACAGAAUCGACCCAUCUUAUCAUUAUGGUCUGUACCAGCAUCAAAAAUUUUGCCGAGCGUCAAACUAUAAGAGAAACAUGGGGCUCGGUUGGAAAAGAGCCUAAAACCAAUAUAACUGUUUUGUAUUUAGUGGGAAGUGGGGUUCCUAAAUACAUGCAAUUACAAUUAGAAAAUGAAAGUAGAACAUAUCAUGAUGUUAUUCAAGAGGAUUUUAAAGACAGUUAUCGUAAUUUGAGUAUUAAAUCUCAAGCUAUGUUAAAAUGGGUGAGUACGUAUUGUAUGACAGCAAAAUACCUUCUCAAAGCAGAUGAUGAUAUGUAUGUGAACAUACCAAAUUUAUUAACUGCACUACAUAAACAAAAGCACGCAAAAUUUAUCUUAGGAGUAACUUUUGUUGGUGCUCAACCUGUGCAAAGUCAAUCGUCAAAAUGGUAUACGCCUGUAAAAGACUUCAAUGAAAAAUUUUAUCCAAAAUAUACGUCCGGGACUUCUUAUUCGAUGUCCACUGCUGCAGUGCCUGAUUUAUUUAAAGCAUCUCUACAAAUCAAAAUGUUUUGGUUGGAAGAUAUCUAUAUUACAGGAAUAUGUGCAAGAAAAGCUGGAAUCACAAGAAUAAAUGACUAUGGAUUUCAUUAUGUAAAAAUGCCUGCGAAAGGAUGUGUCCAUUCCAAAUCUGUGACAGGACAUCGGAAUAACAUAACAGAAAUUCGAAAAAUUCACAAGGAGCUCAUGGAUCCCAAAUUAAAUUGCUCCAAGCCUUAA
Lottia gigantea (owl limpet) is the source of this 813-nucleotide messenger RNA. RefSeq lists its product as hypothetical. Gene Ontology annotation, molecular function: hexosyltransferase activity. The annotation marks the transcript as partial. Gene Ontology annotation, cellular component: membrane. The record is from RefSeq and is a predicted model, not a curated record. The transcript has a single exon. Lineage: Eukaryota; Metazoa; Mollusca; Gastropoda; Lottiidae.